CGUGAACUCAUCAUUUAGUUUAGCACAAACCGACGACCCGUGCACACGCGUUUAGAGAAGAUGAUAUAAUAAAGACAAUAAUAUAGAAACAAUCAAAUUAAACAAAUUUGAAUUUACUUGAGUGUCCGUUCGAUACAUGCCUUGGACAUUUGUUAAGCAAAGGACCGGAUCUCGGUUGCCUUGAACUCAGUUGGUUACCUAUUCUUGUGUGUUUUCCUUGUUUGUUAGCGAUGAUGAUUUUAAGAAUUUUUUUCUUACUUUUUGUCGCUCCCUGCGUCUUCUGCAAUACUGGUUCCAUCGACCCAGAAACACUUCGCAAUGUGUUUGGGUACCCGCAGUAUUAUGCAGCUGCAUCAGAACAGGUGCCUCUCAGUCAAGUUGUACCAGUCCAGCCAGUCAACUCGACUCUGACAGAUCCUGAUUACUGGGAUGUAGACGAGCUUCCCGCAGCUGCUGUUGCGGACUACGAUAGGUUCGACUGGACUCUCACAAAGCGUGUAGCUUCCAACUCAAAUGUUAACUUCUUGGUGUCACCGUUGGGUCUGAAGUUGGCCCUCGCGAUCCUAGCUGAGGCAGCGACUGGCUUGACCAAGUCGGAGCUCUCUUCGGUACUUGGUUUCGAGAUGGACAGACACGCCGUCAGAAGGAAGUUUUCCACCAUAGUGGAAUCUUUGCAGAAACAAUCGCCUCAAUACAUCCUUAACUUAGGCAGCAGGAUCUAUGUGGAAGACACAGCUCAACCAAGACAGCGAUUCGCAGCUAUUGCCCAACAGUUCUACAAAACUGAGUUGACAUCUAUCAACUUCCAUAAUCCAGUUGCAGCAGCCGCAUCCAUCAACGCCUGGGUAGCGAACACCACGCAAGGAAGAAUCAACAAUCUGGUAAAUCCGGAUGACUUAGCCAGCAUGGUGGUGAUGAUUCUCAACACAUUAUACUUCAAGGGCAGCUGGCGUCACCAGUUCGACCCUAACGCGACCAAAGAAGGAAUGUUUUACACCACACCAAACACUCCGAAACCAGUACAAUUUAUGCGUGUGAAAGACAAAUUCUAUUAUGCGGAAUCGAGUAAAUUCGACGCCAAGAUACUGAGAAUGCCGUACCUUGGAAACAAAUAUGCUAUGUACGUGAUAGUGCCUAAUUCAUUGACGGGCUUGAAUAUGGUAAUGGAGGGUAUUAGCACUCUCCGGCCAGAGAUGGACACCCUGCACGAGCGUCUGGUGGAAGUCACGCUGCCGAAAUACAAGUUUGAUUAUACCUCGCAUCUGGAUGGUGUCUUAAAAGAGUUGGGCGCCAGGCAAGCGUUCGAAGAUACAGCUUCAUUUCCGGGCAUCGCUCGCGGGCAGACCCUGUCACAGAGACUGCGCGUCUCCAAGGUGCUGCAGCGGUCCGGGGUAGAUGUCAAUGAACUCGGCAGUGUCGCUUACUCUGCUACAGAAAUAUCAUUGGUAAAUAAAUUCGGCGAAGACGACGAGAGUAGAGUAGAAGUGUUUGCCAACAAGCCAUUCUUGUUUUUCAUACAAGACGAAGCUACUAGACAACUUCUGUUCACCGGCAGAGUCAGUGACCCCUCUGUUGUGGAUGGAGCCUUUAAGAACUGAUAGAUUAAGUACUGUUCCAAAUGAUACUGUUGGCGGUACCCACAGCACGUGAGGUUACGAUAAAAAAGGAAGGUUUAUGUAAUCAAUUUUGAUGUUUAAUUGCAAAGAAAUAGGAACAGGAGAUAUUUGAUAUUUUUAGAUAACCUGACGGGCACUUAAUUAUUAAUCUGUGACUGGUCAAACAUUUAUAAUUAAAUAUUUGUUGUAAACUAUUAAAUACCCAUAGUUUCCAUUUUGUCAUUGCAAAAUUGAGGUAUAAAAUAUGUAUAUCACAUCCUCUUUUUAGGUUGAAAUUGAGUAAGUACAUGUAUUAUUGUAAAUGUUUGGUCAGUGCAAAUCAGCGGUUAGAUCUUAUUUGUUCAAAUUAAACAACUUUCCAAUAACACCUUAAAAUGUUCUUAAGCAUAAGUAGCAUAAUAUUUUUUUGAACGCUAGAACUCGUGCAAAUUUGUGGAAUUUGAAAAUAUGUCAGGAUUUUUUUUUGUAGAAUAUUCAUUUGUAACAUAAUGUUC
Diatraea saccharalis (sugarcane borer) is the source of this 2110-nucleotide messenger RNA. NCBI's taxonomy places the organism in Eukaryota, Metazoa, Arthropoda, Insecta, Lepidoptera, Crambidae. The record is from the annotation of a GenBank genome assembly.